Molecule: messenger RNA, 2777 nt
Organism: Homarus americanus (American lobster)
Lineage: Eukaryota; Metazoa; Arthropoda; Malacostraca; Decapoda; Nephropidae
Product: DAZ-associated protein 2-like
Exons: 5
Coding region: 113-805 (230 amino acids)
Source: RefSeq, a predicted model, not a curated record
ACCGUUUUCUGUGUGGGAUGUUUUCUCUCACAGUGGCCUCCAUAGCGACACAGAUAACAAGUCAUUCCCACGGUACCAGUACACGAAGCUGUUUCCCCAUCUCUUACUUAAAAUGUCGGACAAGCGAGGACCACCACCUGCCUCACCGUAUGGUGCUGCAGCACCAAAUGUGAGCUAUGCACCAAUGAUUGCCACAGGUGCACCACCAUCCUAUGUGGAGAGCCUGAGCCAUCAAGUUGUUGCAGGUCCUGGUGUAUCACCCCAGUACCCUCCUCCAUAUGUCACUCCAGCCUCUGCUGCAGCAGCUUCUGCUGCCCAGUUGCAGAAUUAUAAGGAUCAGAUUUUUGCACAAACAGGGCAGUGGUAUCUGGCAGAUCCCAUGUUAAUUCAGGACAAGGAUUCAGCUUCCUUGGCCUACUUUCAGAGUAUGGCAGCAGCUCAACAAGCUCAGAAAUUAGCCUACUCCCAGCAGGCCUAUCAGCAACAGCAGACAGCACUUUAUAUGCAGCAGCAGCAGCAAUUAUAUCUGCAACAGCUACAGGGAUAUUAUCAACCUCACCCACCACCAGGGUCAGCUGCAGCAGCUGCAGGUUUCCAGCCUGGUCAAAAUGUCUUGGUUAUGAAUGGCUAUGAUUCCGGAGCUCGUUUUGAUGGUAUUGCUCAACCCAGUAUCCCUCCACCUCCACCAGGCAUUGCCCCUAAUGCUGCUCAAUUGGCUGGUGCAUCUGGGGCCCAAGUGUCAAUGACUCAGAAGAAGGGCUCCUUUUUAACUGGUGGUUCAGGAGGAGGAUACACUUUCUUUUAGAUGAGAAUUUGAGUUCCAUUUUUUCUCUCUGGAGAUGUACUGUUUCAUAUCUUAGUUUACCUUUCACAAGGCAAAUGAGAAGCAGGGUUGCAAAAUUUUUGAUGUAAUAGUAUCUACAAUGUUAAUGGUGAAUAUUUCAGUAUUUUGUUUGUUUACCUGAAGUGCAGGGAGUGUAUUUUAAAGUAAAUAUGACCAGUUUUUAAUACACCAUGACUAAAUUGUUUAAAUAGCAUAAAAACUACAAAUAUUGAAUUUAAAAAAGAACACCCUUUGGAAAUAAGAAAUAUACUCAGAUUGGCAAAAUUAUUGUUUUUCUAUGAUUUAAAGUAGUGUGGAGCAAGCCUGCAUCUUACACUGUAUACAUCAGUACUGGGUUAUCAGGUUAAUUUUAUAAAUGUCUCCCCUUCUGGAUCCCAUAGGGAUUAAAGCAGUCAGCCUUCUAGACACUGAUUUGGUUAACCUGCAUGCAUAUUUGUUGUAGAGUAAAUUGAGGUGGUUUACAUAAUGGUCCGAAUAGUAUUGAAGUACCCUGAGAAUAUCUUACGUGAGAUCUGCUGUUACAGAAUCAGGGUCUGUGGCAUGCUGUGUUGUAAACAUCGUGAACUAAGAAGGGAAAACAGAGUUUGAGCAAUAUUUGUACCUUUAAUAUCUUUAAAAAAUAAUUGUGAUUUAUUUUUUUUUGAAUAUACAGUAUUGCAUAAGUAUAAGUUUUUAUUUUCUUCUUACCAUCUAUAUUUUGUUAAAAUUUUCCAGGCAGAAAUUAUGCUUUCACCUAUGCAGUGCAGCACAUAAAUUAACCACACUCAUCUCCUUAUAUUGUUAAAUUUAUUUCACAUUUGUCUUUUUUAACAGCAAAAUCUUAGUAUGGACUUUUCAUUCUACCAGGCUAGGAUACAGUUGUUUGAUUGGUCGAGUAAUGAUCAUAGUAAUAUUUUUCAAGAUUUCUUCUUUACUGUAAUAGAUAUUGAUUAUUCAGAAUGCAGACCCAUAUUUUCAUAAAUCUCUCUUCCCUGAAGGUAUGAAUUGAAGUUGUGUUUCUUUGAAAGGAAUAUGCACACUGAAUCUGAUCUUCCCAAACCAAUCAGUUCAUCCAUUAGUGUCAUGUAUAUUAUGUUGAAAAUUAACUGCUCAUUUGAGGAAUUUAGACAAUUUUAGGUCAUUUUCCUGUUCAAAAAAAAAAAUAUAUAUACUUUGUUGAAGGAACUUUAAUUAAAUUUUAUAAAAGGAGUCCUCAAUUUUCUACUAUACUUGGGGAGAUGGUACAUAGCAGCCUUUGUUUCAUGAAGAUAAUAAAAUGUCUUGGCAGUUUUUACUAUUUUUCUGUGGGUUAGAAUUCUCAUUUUUCACACCCAGGGUUUAAAUACCAACACACAUACAUAUUCAAUAAUAUGACAAUGAUACAUACUAAUCAUGAAGUUGUAUGUAUGUAUUUUUGUAUAUACAUGUAUUAUGUAUGUAAAUAUACUAGGAAGUGAUAGCUACUAACUAUCAUUCCAUUUAUUUUAGGGAUUCUCUAGUCCAAGAAAAGCACAUGUUGUUGUGGACCUUUCAAGAAUCCCUACUCAAUUCUGGUCAGGGUGCUCUUGUAAAAUGGAGUGACGUGUGAAGUACGUGUGCCAGUGACCAUGAAGAUUGAAUUAUUUGUUGUAUUUACUUGCGUGUGUGUGAACAUUGCAUUGAAUAUUAGCCCAGUUGUAUUGACUAGGAUGUGCGUGUGGUUACCAUAUUGUAAAGAGUGAUUAGAGAAAUUUUUAAGACGGAGGUUAUAUCCUCUGUUGUUAUAUAGCUAUUCCUUAGUACAUGAGUAAUGGGAAUUUUGUAUGCAAUGGCAUUAUUAUUCCUGUUUGUAUUAAUCACUGCUAACUUGAUGUAUUCUUACUAAUUAAUAGUUUUGAAUCUAAGAAAUGUACUAUAAUCAAUAGAUAUUGUAAUUGUACGGUAAUUCUUAUGAACAAUAAAAGAUUGACAGAAA